UUUCUUUGGAUAAGCUCUCGGAACGAACAUUUACAUAUGAGUGAGGGAUCAAGUGUGACUCGUGAGAAUUUCUUGGCAUGUUCAGAGCAAAUUGGACGUAGUUCACCCGAACUUUGGCCUGAACAAUUGCCAGGCGCUUGGGAUAUGUGGAAGAAUUGCUCCGCUCCUGGAACAAAACCGACAAAAUUUCGUACGGAUUUGGGCCCAAGUGAUGUGCGAUUCGUCAAUGAAUUGGGGCAGUUGAGUCCAGAUCAGUUGAUGGACUACGUGAGAACUCUACAAAAUAACGUUUAUACGCUUGGUAUGGAAGAAGGUAAGUGCAUAUGA
Molecule: messenger RNA, 327 nt
Organism: Anisakis simplex (herring worm)
Lineage: Eukaryota; Metazoa; Nematoda; Chromadorea; Rhabditida; Anisakidae
Source: the annotation of a GenBank genome assembly